Psammomys obesus (fat sand rat) is the source of this 623-nucleotide messenger RNA. Its product is annotated as C2 domain-containing protein 5-like. Gene Ontology annotation, cellular component: plasma membrane. The record is from RefSeq and is a predicted model, not a curated record. Gene Ontology annotation, biological process: positive regulation of vesicle fusion; protein localization to plasma membrane; positive regulation of D-glucose transmembrane transport. Gene Ontology annotation, molecular function: calcium-dependent phospholipid binding; calcium ion binding. NCBI's taxonomy places the organism in Eukaryota, Metazoa, Chordata, Mammalia, Rodentia, Muridae.
GUGGAUGAUGAAGAUUUACAAGAUGAACCACUGCAGAUCACAGUUCUUGACCACGAUACAUACAGUGCAAAUGAUGCUAUUGGCAAGGUGUACAUUGACAUCGACCCUUUACUGUACAGUGAAGCUGCCACCGUCAUCUCAGGAUGGUUCCCAAUUUAUGACACCAUACAUGGUAUCCGUGGAGAAAUCAAUGUUGUUGUCAAAGUAGACCUUUUCAAUGAUUUAAACAGAUUUAGACAGUCAUCAUGUGGAGUUAAAUUCUUUUGCACAACAUCUAUUCCAAAGUGCUACAGAGCUGUGGUAAUCCAUGGAUUUGUAGAAGAACUUGUGGUCAAUGAAGACCCCGAAUAUCAGUGGAUUGAUCGAAUCCGCACACCAAGGGCGUCAAAUGAAGCCAGACAGAGGCUGAUUUCUUUAAUGUCAGGUGAAUUACAGAGGAAGAUUGGCUUGAAAGUACUUGAGAUGAGAGGGAACGCAGUUGUUGGGUACUUGCAGUGUUUCGAUCUGGAAGGCGAGUCUGGGUUAGUGGUUCGAGCCAUAGGAACUGCGUGUACUCUGGAUAAAUUAAGUAGCCCAGCAGCAUUCCUUCCUGCAUGUAAUUCCCCAUCCAAAGAAAUGAAGGA